AUUGUAGAAGAAGAUAUUUCCCGGGUCUCGAAAGCAGUAAUCAAGAAGCGAAAAGUUGACAAAAACGUGUAAAAACAGGAACAUAAAUAACAUCAGGGUUGUCAGAUUUAAGUUGUAAUGUGAUUAAAAUGUUAAAUGUUUCUUCCAAGUAGAGACAACAAUGCUGUGUCAUGCAACAUCUUGAAGGCGCUACAACAGUUCAAGUCACGUGACACUAUCAGCUGACAUCAGUGACGAGUUGAAAGACGACUGGCAGCACAAUGAUAACAUUGCUUGACAAAUUGCCGCCUGACCAAUGUCCUAAACUCUUACACAGGGUCGUGGAUGGAUUGUGCUGGAGGAGUGGUCCAAGGCGAAUAGAUUAUGGUGACAGGUGGAGUCUGACAGAAUGGAUGGAGUUAAUGGACAGUCUCUCCUCUCUCAUCCGCUUUGCUGUAGGGAGGGGGUGCUCAGAUCAAGAGGUUCAGCAACUGCUGAGUGAUUUGGACACUGCACGUGCAGAGGCCGUUCUGCACUGUGUGUACUCCAGGUUUGAUGAGCUCAGACAUGCUUUGGUGGACAGAACCAAUGCCAUCUCAAGCACUCAGCUACAGGACUUCAACUGGCAGUUAAAGCUUGCAUUAUCUAGUGAUAAGCUGUCAGCUUUGAACACUCCUUUGCUAAAUCUCAGUCUGGAACUAAAAGAGAAUGGAAUUCAGAGAUCGGUAAACAUAGAAUUGAACAAAGAGGAGCUACAAACACUCAUCAGUGCAUUAGAGGCAGCCAAUAAGGUUGUGCUGCAGUUAAAAUGAAGAGACCACAUGUAUAUUCUCUCCUGUCAAACAUGCAUCUGUGCCAUCUUACUUUCAGAUAGGAAUUCUGAUGUCUAUAUAAUGAGACAAUGGAAAACAGGGACCUUAUGGACAGAAUCUUAAGUGAAAACCUCACUGUGUCUUUACUGUUGAAGCAUUUAUGCAGAGUUCAACAGACUAGAUGUAAAUAUUAUUGUUUACUGGGCAAAAGCUCCAUUAAUACUGGCUUUGAGUUGACUUGUUGCUAUGCCUGAUUAAUGGGACUGGUUGAUAUAGAGGCACACUGAAGAGUUAAAGGCCUGCGUACACUUGUAUUAAUUUCCCCAUGGACGUUUUUUAGACAAUGCAAAUGGAUUUUGGUUUCAUUUGAUAGUUGCAUUUUUAUAUCCAGAAACUAAAAACAUUAAAGGCAAGUGUGAAUUGUUCCCUUUUUUGCCAAAGAAUGUCAACAGAAUAAUAAAAAAUAAAGAGCCAGAAAUCUCCAACACA
Molecule: messenger RNA, 1280 nt
Organism: Myxocyprinus asiaticus (Chinese sucker)
Lineage: Eukaryota; Metazoa; Chordata; Actinopteri; Cypriniformes; Catostomidae
Product: COMM domain-containing protein 8-like
Exons: 5
Coding region: 261-791 (176 amino acids)
Source: RefSeq, a predicted model, not a curated record